Melanotaenia boesemani (Boeseman's rainbowfish) is the source of this 4569-nucleotide messenger RNA. RefSeq names its product WD repeat domain 26b (gene wdr26b). The record is from RefSeq and is a predicted model, not a curated record. Bases 405 to 2234 code for a protein of 609 amino acids. Gene Ontology annotation, cellular component: GID complex. The transcript is spliced from 14 exons. Gene Ontology annotation, molecular function: protein binding. NCBI's taxonomy places the organism in Eukaryota, Metazoa, Chordata, Actinopteri, Atheriniformes, Melanotaeniidae. Gene Ontology annotation, biological process: proteasome-mediated ubiquitin-dependent protein catabolic process.
GGUUACGUCACAUCGUCAGGACUCCAUUAGAGUUGCAGCUGUUUUGAGAGAAACAUCAACAAAACGGAUCGACUGACAGUACGCUCUACGCCCGACAACGAGGCCUCAGAUCUGGAAGCUUAACCUCCAUUUCCCACCCGGAGCUCCGCCGGCUUCUAACCACGGCCGCUCUCGGUGAGGAAACUCUGGCCUCCGCUUCCUCCUCCUCCGACUCGGACACCGGCGGAGCGUCGCCGCCCCCGCGGAAGAAGCACCGAGCCUCGGCGGCGGAGGGAGCAGGAGAGCCCGGGGCUUCAGCAGUUGUAACAGGCCUCUCUGGAGUUGUCCUAGGACUUGCUACACACUCUCAAACCACCUCAGCCAUCCACUUUAACCGAAGUGUUGUCAACAACCUUAGCAGCAGUAUGCAGUCAAACGGGGCAGGACAGGGACAAGAAUCGACAGAUCUCUCCUGCCUAAACAGUGCACAAAACGGGGAGUCAUCCUCGGCUGGUGGAACCCAUUCCAAUGGGCUUCUGUCCAACACAGACAACGGUAACGGCGUUGGUACCAGUAAUGGAUCUUCAGUAGGGCCCUGUUCGGGGACUUCGGCUGCCUCAUCGGCUUCGAGCACGGAGGUUGGCUCGCUUAAAAAGAAGAAACGACUAUCGCAGGCGGAGGAAGAUGUCAUACGAUUAAUAGGACAACAUCUCCAUGGACUGGGGCUGAAUCAGACAGUGGACUUGCUGAUGCAGGAAUCGGGCUGCAGACUGGAACACCCCUCAGCUACCAAGUUUCGGAACCAUGUCAUGGAGGGCGAGUGGGACAAGGCUGAGAAUGAUCUCAAUGAGCUGAGAGCACUGAUGCAUUCUCCAAACGCUAUUGUGCGUAUGAAGUUCCUGCUGUUGCAACAGAAAUACUUGGAGUAUCUGGAGGAUGGUAAAGUACUGGAGGCUUUGCAGGUGCUUCGGGGAGAGCUGACACCACUCAAGUACAACACAGAUCGCAUCCAUGUACUCAGCGGGUACUUAAUGUGUAGCCAUGCUGAGGAUCUUAGGGCCAAGGCAGAGUGGGAGGGCAAGGGCACAGCCUCACGCUGCCGGCUGCUGGAUAAAUUACAGACAUACCUGCCACCAUCUGUGAUGCUGCCCCCCCGGCGAUUACACACCUUGCUGCGGCAAGCCGCGGAGCUGCAGAGGGACCGCUGCCUUUAUCAUAACACCAAGCUGGAUAAUAACCUGGACUCUGUCUCCCUUCUCCUUGAUCACGUCUGCAGCAGGAAACAGUUCCCCUGCUAUACCCAGCAGAUCCUGACGGAGCAUUGUAAUGAGGUGUGGUUCUGCAAAUUCUCCAAUGAUGGCACCAAACUAGCCACUGGCUCCAAAGACACUACUGUCAUAGUCUGGCAAGUGGACCCCGAGGGCCACCAGCUGAAGCUGCUCCGAACCCUGGAGGGGCAUGCAUACGGAGUCUCCUACUUAGCCUGGAGUCCUGAUGACACUUACCUGAUUGCCUGUGGACCUGAUGACUGCUCUGAGCUCUGGCUCUGGAAUGUUCAGACGGGGGAGCUGCGGACCAAAAUGUCCCAGUCCCAUGAAGACAGUCUGACCAGUGUGGCCUGGAACCCUGAUGGCAAACGCUUUGUUACUGGAGGACAAAGGGGACAAUUUUAUCAGUGUGACCUGGAUGGAAACUUGUUAGACUCCUGGGAGGGCGUGAGAGUUCAGUGCCUGUGGUGCCUGAGCGAUGGCAGGACAGUGCUGGCCUCGGACACCCACCAGCGUAUCCGGGGGUACAACUUUGAGGACCUCACAGACAGAAACAUAGUUCAGGAGGACCACCCUAUAAUGUCUUUUACUGUUUCAAAGAACGGUAGAUUAGCUUUGUUAAAUGUAGCAACUCAGGGAGUGCACCUGUGGGAUCUUCAAGACCGAGUGCUGGUGAGGAAGUACCAAGGUGUGACCCAGGGCUUCUAUACCAUCCACUCCUGUUUCGGCGGACACAACGAAGACUUCAUUGCCAGUGGCAGUGAAGACCACAAAGUGUACAUCUGGCAUAGACGUGGUGAACUUCCUAUUGCUGAGCUCACGGGCCACACGCGUACCGUUAACUGUGUGAGCUGGAACCCGGCCAUCCCAGGCCUCAUGGCUUCUGCCUCAGAUGAUGGCACAGUUCGUAUCUGGGGUCCUGCACCUUUUCUCGACCCCCAAGAGGCGGACGGACCCAACGAAAACUGCAGUAACAUGGACAGUUGAUGGUGACCUACAGAGCAGAUGACUCCUUUCUCUGACAACAAAUACAACAAUCCUACAAUAAAACAUGACAAAAUUGAACACCACCAGAAAGAAAGUGAAGUAUAACAAGAAACAAUUGCCACCAACACAAAAGAGAAAAAAAAGUGAGAAGAAUUUGACUCCUGGCCUAGGCAAAUGGUGGAUGUGAUGGUGGACACCGUGGAAAUGCAAGUCCUCAUCCAAAAGUCUGAUCCCAGCCCAGAGGCCUGAAAAACCAGUCAGAGUCCAAUGGGAUUUUUCACUGGUGGGCUGCAGUGGCUAUUUCUCUUCCAACAGACCCUUGCUCAUCCCAUUUCGCUGCAUGGUCACCAGCGAUGCCAGGUCCUCGCAAGUUUCCUAGGAAACCCGCUUCCACCUUGAGCUUGGAGCACAUAAAGUCCCUGUGAUGACAGACAGCGCAGACCAGCCGUCUCAUUGGACUAAAUCUGUCUGCCUGUUCAUCUCUCACGCUAUCGGUCUAAUGUCUCCAUGGACAUGGGUGGGGUGUUGUUGGGGGAGGAUGAUGCUUAAGGGGGGGAUUUAGCAACUCUUCUGUUUGUAUGUUUAACUUCCCCCCUCUUUCUUGCUAUAUUCAUCAACGGCCCAUUUGGACAAAGGCUGAAAAUCCGCCAUGAAAACAUUGACCGACCAGCUGAAAAAGAACAGAAAAAAAAUGCUAAAUGUUUCAAUUUUUUAUGAUAGUUAUAGCGUUUAUUCUCAUUUAAGAGGUGAAUCUUAGCUCGAGUAGUGCCCAUGGAAAGCUUUAGCGUGAAGAUUCUGCUUUCUGUUUCUUGACAUUAGAAAAAAAAAAUAAUUCCUUAAUUUAACUUCUAACAAGGACAGUUGCUGUAAUAUUUCCUAGUGACAGCCCCUCUCUCCCCCUCCUCAGCAACCUCUGUCGAGCUAGCUGCCGCACAACUCCCAUUACAUCUGCCUAAGAGGAGGACAACGUGAUUCACUAGUUGCAUAUCAACCGUGAGGGGGUCACACAUUGUCAGUGAGGUGUGGUUUCCAUCAUCAAGACAUAUCCAUGACCUUUCUCAAAAAAGAUAUACUUUUAGAUGUGAAAGAGUGCAACUUAAACUGCACAGCGAUGACUGCUGUCCCUCCGCCGUGUGUGAGAGUGACUGAGAGCGAUUAUGCAUGCACGCAAUAGUGAAAGUUGCCAUUAUUGGGUGCAAAUUUAAUUGCCGCGUUUUUGUAAUGUGUUUUCAGUCCACACCAGCAGAAGAUUUCCCGCCUACCCCUUAUGCUACUGUUCCCAUAAUUAAAAUUGUAAAGAGGAUUUUAAACCAUUUCUGAGUUAUCCAAAGCCCCAUAGGGACCUCUAUCUGUGGAACAAAGAAUACUUGAGAGCCAUUUUGUAAAAGAAAAAAAUUGUUUUUUUUUGGUUUGUUUUUUAAUCCGGGGCUUUAAUUUUUACAUAAAACUGUUUUUUGUCCUUAACCAUGCGGCAUUUGAAACGGCUCUGAGUUGACAUCAGAUUUUUUGGGAAAAAGGAAAUUAUAUAUAAAAAUGCAAUCUAAGUGAGGCAUGUUUCAAAUGGGGAGGGGAGUAAAGUGUUGUUAUAAGCAAGGGGUCAUUUCAUUAAAGGAAGUUAAUAAUUGAACUUAUGAAAGAAGUUGUCAGUACGGCCCUGCAGAGAAUAAGCACCAAUAACUAGAACCAUGCUCUGAGCGCACAGUUAGGGAGUGUUGUUGCAAUCCUGAAAACACACACAAACUGCCUUCCUUCUCAUACAGUUGCACACAAACCCUCAGUAUGUACGACACCCUCACUGCACUGUGAGUGAUCUUUCUGCUCUCUUGCACAUACAACAGUGGCAUAAAUCCAUGAAUUACACAACGUAAUGGUUGCCACAUUUUGCCAUCGUUCUUGAUGACUUUAAAGGUCACAUUGGCAAAGAUUUAAAACUUUAAAGGAGAUUGCUAAAGGAAUUGAGCCCUUACUAUUUCUCUAUGCACCCAAAGGAAGUGACUUACCUUCUAGACAUUAUGAUGCUCAGCGUCGCAUUGAAGACAUAGCAGCCUCAUCUCGAGACUACCACUCUGAGCUUUGAGAGAAUAUAGCAUUAACUCCCCCUUUGCUUUCCAGCCAAGUUAUUCAGUGGUCUUUGCACCAUUUAAAGCUUUCUUCCUCCCUUUUUCAGGGUAUGUAAUGACAAUUUGCUACAGACUGAUAUACAGUAAAAUGUUUAAAAACAUUGCUUUUCUGUCUGUUUUUAUUGAACUUUUUUGUUACUUUAAAUUUUUUGUUCACAUUAUAUCAUUUUUGGUUGAUCUCUAUCCCUGUAUGAUCAUAUUAAAAUAUAACCAGA